Molecule: messenger RNA, 3036 nt
Organism: Lasiosphaeria miniovina
Lineage: Eukaryota; Fungi; Ascomycota; Sordariomycetes; Sordariales; Lasiosphaeriaceae
Product: armadillo-type protein
Exons: 6
Coding region: 1-3036 (1011 amino acids)
Biological process (GO): post-transcriptional regulation of gene expression
Cellular component (GO): cytoplasm
Molecular function (GO): mRNA binding
Source: RefSeq, a predicted model, not a curated record
AUGGACGACUUUUACCGAUCCCAGCAGAGCCUGCGAGGCGAGCCGCAAAUAAAUGCGGCGUUUGUUUCGACUCCGCGAAACGGCCCAAUGCUGCCGCGCCGAUUCACCACUGACUCCGGCCGUGUACCAACACUGUCAACCAUUACGACCGUCCAGCGCGGCCCCGAGCCGCAGGAGAUUGCUCCCGCCACGCUGGAAAAGAAGAGGUUGGAAUACGAGCGCCUUCGGGAGCACAAGCGGCGCUUCGAGGCCGAGAUUCACAAGCUCGACGCCCAACAGCGUCAGGAAGAGAGAGAACUUCAAAUGAUGCAGCAGGAUCUUGCCAGUGGCCGGUUUGCCGGGCAUCAAUCGGAGCCGACGACGCCUCCCGAAUAUCGCGAGACCUCUUCAGGGUUCCCGACAAUGUUUUCUCGCCCCAAUCGGUACUCGACGUCGAGCCUGACGUCUCCACCAGGCAUAUUCAAUCGCCCUGGACGAUCUGGCUCCCAACUGACCUCUCCCCAGGCUGGUCUCGUCCAGUCUCGGUUUGCAUUUGAUGACCAGCUGCCCUCGCGAUCGGUUCCGGGCUCGCGGAGAAACAGCGACGAGGACGAGAAAGAAGAGGCUGUUCGACAGGACCCGACCAGCCAUCGCUCGACAAAUGCGCUCAACCGAUAUUCGAUGCCCGUUACCCGUUCUCGCCCGUAUAUCACAGACAUCGGCCUCGAAGACAGCAAUAACACCACCGGAUUCCUCUUCGGUGACGAGGAUUCGAACUCUGGCGAGACCAGAACCACCCCCACCGCGCAGGCCAACGGCACCGACGCAUUCCCUACAUUGUUUCGUCAGCAAGGAUAUACUGCUAAUAUGUUAUCCACUUCGUCAUCCGCCCUAGAUCUUGCCCAGGCACAGUCCUCGGGACAGGAGUCCACCGCGACGAACGGCUGGGCCAAUAUGAACAAGCAUCGCUCCCAGCAGAGCGUCUCUACUAUCGGCUCGACCCAGCUCAACGGAGGAGCGGUCAGCUCGCCCUCCGAGGUCAGCGGCAUUGGCAGCCGCCCGAACAGCAUGCGGCUCUCAAUGGACGGCAGCAUGAAGUUUUUCCAGGAUGGCGCACCGGGCGCAUCGGACGCGACUCCCCCAUCGGUAGUGUCGCCACCCAACCACAUCGUGGCUUCCCCGCCUAAGCUUCAGCAGUCGUAUUCCGCCAACGACGUGACGACUCUCAAGACUCCGAACAAUUCGUCUAGCUUGGGUGCCAAUGCCAACAACCACGCCCAGCAGCAUUUCCACAACCACAACGCUAGUCUCGGCCGUAUUCCUGCCGGUGCCAUGCCUCACCGCCAUAGCCGUGAGCUCUCGAAUGACGCCGCCUUGGCCAACGGUCGCGACAACAACGGCUACCCUUCUAUCACGUCAACUCUGCAUGCAAAUGCUGCUCCCUUUGGCCCGCCGUCAGUCCAGACGCAGUCUUCUGCCCCGAGCACCCCGGGCAUGACUUCGCCGGCUUCGAGCCUGCAGUAUCAGCAAUACUACAACGGAGCCAACUACAACGGCCUUGCCAAUGGCCUUCCCCCGGCGUACACGUCUCUUCCGAUGCUUGUGCAGGGCAUGCAGGGCCUGUCGGCCGGCCCUUCGGCCCCUCAACCUUCGUCUCUGUACUCCCCGCAGAAUUAUACCGGCUAUGGACCUCUUUACGCUAACAAUAACACGCCCUCUCGGCCGCCGCAGGACAGUCAGGCUCGAGUUAUCGCGAACCGUCGUCAGUUGGACAGUGAGGCCAUGGCUCGCUUCAAUGGCAUGACAUUGGAGCAAGUUGGUGGUACCAUCUACACACUGUGCAAGGACCAGCACGGCUGCCGAUACCUACAGAAGCAGCUGGAGAACCGCAUCCCCGAGCAGAUCCAUAUGAUCUGGCUCGAGACUAACCAGCACGUCGUGGAGCUGAUGACGGACCCCUUCGGUAACUAUCUAUGCCAGAAGCUGCUCGAGUAUUGCGGCGACGACGAACGCACCGUUCUCAUCCAAAAUGCAGCCCCAGAAAUGGUCCGUAUUGCGUUGAACCAACAUGGUACUCGAGCCCUCCAGAAGAUGAUCGAGCAUGUGACCACGCCAGUUCAAAUCAACACAAUCAUUGAAGCCCUCCGCUAUCAGGUCGUUGAGCUGAUUCAGGACCUCAAUGGAAACCAUGUUAUCCAGAAGUGCCUGAAUAAGCUGAGCCCUAAGGAUGCUCACUUUAUCUUCGAGGCAGUUGGCCACAACUGCAUCGAUGUCGGCACUCACCGUCAUGGUUGCUGCGUCCUCCAACGCUGCAUCGAUCACGCCAACGGCACUCAGAAGCAGUGGCUCAUAGAAUGCAUCACAGACCAUGCUGUUGCCCUUGUCCAGGAUCCAUUCGGCAACUAUGUGGUUCAGUACAUCAUCGACCUCAACGAGGAGUCGUUCACGGAGCCCCUUGUCUAUCAGUUCAAGGGCCGUAUUGCCUACCUCUCCAAGCACAAGUUCAGCUCCAACGUGGUUGAGAAGUGCCUCCGCUGCGCCUCCGAUGUGGCCAAGGACAUGAUUGUGCAGGAGCUGCUGUCUCCAACCGAUAUUGAGCGCCUGCUCCGGGAUUCGUUUGCCAACUACGUCGUCCAGACCGCUCUUGAGUAUGCGACCCCGAGCAUGAAGCACCACCUUGUCGAGACGAUCCGCCCGCACCUGCCCAGCAUUCGUGCAACCCCCUAUGGUCGUCGUAUCCAGGCCAAGAUCCAGGCCUACGACGCUCGCAGCAACACUCAACCCCCCGGUCAGAUGGUGCCCGUCGAUGCGUCUGGCGGCCAGAUUAGCACGCGUUUGAAUCAUCCUCGCACCAUGUCGAACGCCUCGUCAAUCCUCGGGGCCGGCACUAAUGGAGUGAACAACAACAACAACUUCGCUCAAGCUCAUAGUCAGGUUCAGGUUCAGGCCCAGGCUCAGAUUCAGGCCCCCCCUCAGCCUCCUCGUGUUCAGCAGUUCACCCCGCAGUUCACGUCCAUGGGCUCCUCUGUUGAGAAUGGCGAGACUCAGUGGUUCUAG